CACCCCUGCACCCACCAGAGGACUUGCAUAUUGUCCCCUAGGAAGGACCUUCUCUUGUCAGUCUGAGAUCAAAUCUCAACUACAACCUUGCCUUCACUAAUCAGGACUCCUGUAUUCAAUUUCUCAAAAUGAGGCUCUCCGCUCAGCUCCCGGGGCUACUGAUGCUCUGGGUGCCUGGAUCCAGUGGGGACAUUGUGAUGACCCAGACUCCACUCUCCCUGCCUGUCAUCCCUGGAGAGCCGGCCUCCAUCUCCUGCAGGUCUAGUCAGAGCCUCCUGCAUAGUGAUGGAUACACCUAUUUGCACUGGUACCUGCAGAAGCCAGGCCAGUCUCCACAGCUCCUGAUCUAUUUGGGUUCCAACUGUGCCUCUGGAGUCCCAGACAGGUUCAGUGGCAGUGGGUCCGGCACUGAUUUCACACUGAAAAUCAGCAGAGUAGAGGCUGAGGAUAUUGGCAUUUAUUACCGCAUGCAAAAUCUACAAAUUCCUUCCACAGUGCUACAUCCUCAAAAAGAAACCUCCCUGCUGGGGUUGCCCAGCUGCUCACAUGCACCGCUUUUCUGGUGCAAGGCAGGGACAUGCACUGAGCAGCAGCUGCCCUCACUAGGAGAGAGGGUUCACUCUACUGAUCUUUCCCAAGUUCUCUCCUUUACAUGCUCUCCAGAAAUUCAGGCUCCAGAGGAGCAGCUCCAGAGCCCCCAGGAACACGCUGGUGCCAGAUGUGACAUCCAGAUGACCCAGUCUCUAUCCUCCCUGUCUGCAUCUGUAGGAGACAGAGUCACCAUCACUUGCCGGGCAAGUCAGGGCAUUAACAAUGAGUUAGCCUGGUAUCAGCAGAAACCAGGGAAAGCCCCUACACUCCUGCUCUAUUCUGGAUCCAGUUUGCAUACAGGGGUCCCAUCUCAGUUCAGCGGCAGUGGAUCUGGGACAGAUUUCACUCUCACCAUCAGCAGCCUGCAGCCUGCAGCCUGA
This is a messenger RNA of Cercocebus atys (sooty mangabey), 971 nucleotides long. RefSeq lists its product as uncharacterized. The coding region runs from base 129 to 971 and encodes 280 amino acids. Gene Ontology annotation, biological process: immunoglobulin production; immune response. NCBI's taxonomy places the organism in Eukaryota, Metazoa, Chordata, Mammalia, Primates, Cercopithecidae. The transcript has 4 exons. The record is from RefSeq and is a predicted model, not a curated record.